Messenger RNA from Haliotis rubra (blacklip abalone), 2287 nucleotides. RefSeq names its product N-acetylglucosamine-6-phosphate deacetylase-like. Bases 157 to 1407 code for a protein of 416 amino acids. Gene Ontology annotation, molecular function: N-acetylglucosamine-6-phosphate deacetylase activity. Gene Ontology annotation, biological process: N-acetylglucosamine catabolic process. NCBI's taxonomy places the organism in Eukaryota, Metazoa, Mollusca, Gastropoda, Lepetellida, Haliotidae. The record is from RefSeq and is a predicted model, not a curated record. The transcript has 10 exons.
AAACGACCAACCAACAGUCGUUUGGAUCAAACCAAAACAAACAUGGCUGCGCCCAUAAAAUAUUUCUGAACGGGGCAUGUCCUCAUUUCUGAGGUCACAAGACAACAAUCAGCUGUUUCCUGCAUAGAAUUGAGACAACUGCCACAAUUGAGAAGUAUGCCCUCCAAGUCUUCACAUGGUGUACUGUAUCAGUACAGAAACUGCAGACUUCUAAGGAAGCACAGCAUUUACAAGGAUGACCUGUGGGUCCGAGAUGGGAAGAUUGUCAACCCUGAGAUACUCUUCUUUGAGGAAAAAUCCUAUGCUGAUGUUCAGAUUGACUGUAAUGGAGCUAUCAUCUGUGCAGGGUUCAUCGAGACACAGAUCAACGGUGCAUUUGGUGUGGACUUCUCCCAGGUGCCUGACAAGGGAACAAUAGAAGAAGGUGUGCUCAAAGUAGCGAAGGGCCUUCUAGCUCACGGAGUGACAUCAUUUUGCCCAACUGUGAUUACCUCCCCUCCAAGCACAUACCACAAGAUCCUGCCUCACAUCAAGCAGUGCCCUGGCAGUAAGGAAGGAGCUGGUGUUUUAGGUACCCAUGUGGAGGGGCCGUUCAUCAGUCGGGAGAAGAAGGGAGCCCAUCCACCUGAACACAUCCGCAUCUUUGACAAUGGCUUCCAAGAUGUCUUGGAAACAUACGGCUCAGUUAGUGAUGUUGCCAUAGUUACAUUAGCACCAGAGCUGAACAAUUCUAAAAUGGUGAUUGAGGAGUUCAUCAAGAGAGGAAUCGUGGUCAGUCUAGGCCACUCACAGAGUAAUCUGGUCCAGGGCGAGGAGGCUGUGAGCCAGGGGGCUUGUUACAUUACUCAUCUCUUCAAUGCCAUGCUGCCAUUCCACCACCGUGACCCUCACCUUGUGGGUCUCCUCGCCAGUGAGAGGCUACCCAAGGACAGGACGAUAUAUUACGGCCUUAUCUCCGAUGGCAUCCAUACUCAUCCUGCAGCACUCCGUAUUGCUCACAGAGUACACCCUCAAGGGUUAGUGCUGGUUACGGAUGCCAUCCAGGCAAUGGGUCUACCAGAGGGCUUCUAUGUGUUCGGGGAGCAGGAGAUUGAAAUCAAGGGAAAGAGAGCAGUGUUGGCUGGGACAGAUACACUUUGUGGAAGUAUUUCAACCCUGGAUAACUGUGUGAGGCACUUCAUCAAAUCUACAAAUUGUGGCCAAGUCCUGGCGCUGGAAGCUGCCUCUCUCCACCCUGCGAAGAUGAUGGGGAUAACGGCACAGAAAGGGACACUUGAGUUCAACACAGACGCUGACUUUAUUGUCAUCAAUGACAACCUUGAACCCUUGGCCACGUACAUCGCGGGGGAGCUGGUGUGGGAGAAUCCUGACACUCAAUCCCUGGUCGUCAGCAAGGUCAAGGAGUAACCUUGUAAAGCCACAGGAUUGUGCCAUUCAUAUUUCUCCACGAUUUAUUCAGUUUAUUUUGCAGAAAAGUGUUGACAGCUGAUAAUUGGCAUCCGAAUCUUCUCUAUGGUGAUGUAAAAUAUUGUAGGGCAAGGUUUGUAUUUUGGGCGAGUUAUGGCUACGGGGUGUGAUGAUAAUUUUUAUAGAGAAUCAUGUACAAUGUGAAUGACCCUCACCUCACUAAUAUUUAUGACACAGACACCGACCCAACCCCCUUCCCCCACACGCCAUGUACACAAGUAAUGGGUUGUUAGUAUGAGAAGAUUAUUGCAGAAACCAUUAUGCAUUCAGAAAUGUCAAAAACAUCAGUAGGCCUACCUAGUUAAUUGGACAAUACAUGAGGUCUAUAUAUGUGCCAAAUUAUGUCACAAAGCAUUCCAGGUUUUUUACCGUGGUGGUAGAUGCAACAACAUAAAUGCAGAUAUUUUUUGCAAGAAAUGUUUGAAGUAUACACAAGUAUUUGACUGUAAACUUGUGUAUAUUGAUUUUAUUUGUUUCUUGCUAGUAGGUUAUACACAUUGACAGUUUCCAUACGCUUUGUUUACAGUCAGAACAUACCACUUUGGUAAAAUACAAUGUACCUAUGAAGUAUUCCGAAGUUUGUUUCUGAAUCCCAUCAGGACCAGAGACAGCAUCCACUCUGUGUUAUCCUGAUGGUGUGAUAUCGCUGGUGCCUUAAAAACUUUAUAUGUUAAUGUGUGCAGCAGUUGGAUGGCAGGAAAUAGUAGCUUACAACAAUACUACUCCAAAAUAACUACAGAUUUCCUGUUUCUUUCAUAUCCCUCAUUUAAUGUGUUGGAAAACCGUUAGGCUGCAUCAAUCCUGUUAAAAAUAAGGAAAA